Molecule: messenger RNA, 1578 nt
Organism: [Candida] anglica
Lineage: Eukaryota; Fungi; Ascomycota; Pichiomycetes; Serinales; Debaryomycetaceae
Source: the annotation of a GenBank genome assembly
AUGUCUUCGCUGGACUUGGAAAAAACCAAUGGGAACAUUGAAGUCUCCCAACAAGAUCUCGAGAGCCAAAACAAAGACCAAGUCAUUGGCACCAUCAUGUCCCCCUCCGGGAAGCCCAUCGAGAUCACUGGCGAUGUCGAUGAGGCCAUGAAAUACGCCAUUAGGAACAAGGAUGUGCAUGUUGAACUUGAUGCUGCCACAAACAAGCGUUUGUUACGUAAGAUCGAUUGUUACGUUCUCCCAUUGAUGGGUGUCUUGUACUGUUUCCAGUUCAUCGACAAGCUUUCAAACUCUUAUGCCUCCAUCUUGGGACUUAGAACCGACUUGCAUAUGGAAGGUACCAUGUAUUCCUGGACCAGUACCGCCUUUUAUCUUGGUUACCUUUUCUUUGUGUUUCCAGCUUCUUAUUUGCUUCAACGUUUCCCAGUAGCCAAGACCGUUUCCGUGUUUAUCAUUCUCUGGGGGAUGAUUUUGUGCUGUCACGCUGUUCCUGAAUACCCAGGUUUUGUUGCCUUGAGAACCAUCUUGGGUAUGCUUGAAUCUUGUGUCACCCCAGCCUUCACCAUCAUAACUUCCCAAUGGUACACCCAGGACGAACAGUUUAUGCGUGUCACCUGUUGGUUUGCCUGUAACGGGUUCGGUACCCUUAUUGGUGGUGCCAUUUGAUACGGGUUGGUCAUGAACCAAGACAAUUACUCCAUCAAGGCUUGGAAACUUAUUUUCAUUGUUCUUGGUUGUGUGACCAUGUUUUUGGGGUUCCUCAUUGCUGCUCAUCUCCCAGACACCCCGGCUAAGGCUUGGUUCUUAAAUGAACAAGAAAGAGCCCUUGUCGUGGAACGUAUCAGAAAGAACCAACAAGGUUUCGGGAACAAGCAUUUCAAAAAGUAUCAAUUUAUUGAAGCCAUUUCUGAUUACAAGACUUGGCUUCUUUUCCUUUUCGGGGUUUCCACCAACAUUCCUAGUAGUGGUAUGACUGCCUUUGGUAGUAUUUUGUUGAACGAAACUAUGGGCUACAGUGUCACCCAAUCAUUAUUGAUGGGUAUGCCAUCUGGUGCAGUUGAACUUGUUGGGUGUCUUGGUCUUGCCUAUAUCUCCACCAUCACCCAUUCUCGUAUGUUCUUGGCCUUUAUUGGAACUGGAAUUGUUGUAUUGGCCCAAUGUUUGCUUGCCUUCGGUACCCUGCAAGCCGUCCAAAUGGCUGGCUACAACUUGUACGCCUUUGUUCCUAUCGGUUUGAUCUGUAUGGUUUCGGUCGUGGCAUCCAAUGUGGCUGGCCACACCAAGAAGAUCACCUCCAACGCCAUACUUUUCAUGGGAUACUGUGUGGGUAGUUUGGUUGGUCCACAAACUUUUGUUGCCAAACAAGCUCCACAAUACCAUGGCGCUAAAGUCGCCAUUCUCACAUGUGGUAUAAUCUCCUGGUUUACCAUCGCUGCUGUAUGGUACGGCUACGUCAGAGAAAACAAAAAGAAGGACUUGAUCAACAAGGAAGACUUCCCAUCUUUUGAAAACCACGAAUUCGCUGAUUUGACCGAUAAGGAGAAUAUCUACUUCAGAUACCAAACCUAAGUACACUUA